Molecule: messenger RNA, 1833 nt
Organism: Alternaria atra
Lineage: Eukaryota; Fungi; Ascomycota; Dothideomycetes; Pleosporales; Pleosporaceae
Exons: 6
Coding region: 1-1833 (610 amino acids)
Molecular function (GO): protein binding
Source: RefSeq, a predicted model, not a curated record
AUGGAGGUUAUCUCAGGUGUUGCUAGCGCCUUCGCAGUAGUAUCUCUCUCCGUGCAACUGCUUGAUAAGGUACAUAGUUUCUGUGAAUUCUGGGAAAAGGUACGGGGUGCACCAAAGGACAUCGUUGGUUUGGUACGAGAACUUCGUCUACUCGAGAGUGUGAUUCGGGAGAUACAACAUAAAGAGAAGCAAUAUGGACCAGAUGCGACUCUCGACCCGAUACUACGAAACGAUUGGAUUAGCAUCAGACGGCCGCGUGUUGCGCACUUGGAGCAGCUUCAAGAUAUCCUUACGCAGCAAUCAGCUGAUGCAAUUUCGACUCUCUUUGAGCGAGACCAAAGCUACGUUGCUAUUGGCUCGAUUCAAUCUCAACGAAAAGUACAGUAUCGUUUUCACGAGCAGACAAUGACUGCUUUGACUGAAGGUUUUACAAAGCUCAACGUGCAUAAGGCCGGUGGAACAGUUUCGACAGAACUAGAUGAGCCACUCGAUGUGCAAGGCCAUCUUGCGAGUCUGAAAUCGGAAAUGAGGCGAGUCACUGCUAAUGUCCCUCAGCCCUGGAUUCAGUCUGGCAUGCAAGCAGCCAUUGACAAAGCGGUAGAAGGCAUGGCUAAUAAGGCGCUCAUCUUCGAGUUCUGCGAGCAGGGAAAUGUCAUGGCGGUCAACUCUCUGCUAGCUAGUGGCCAGGCAUCACCAUGGGAUACCAACUCUAAGGGAUGGACUCCACUUCAUGUGGCAUCUUGGCAUUGCAACAUUCCUCUCAUCAAGACUUUGCUGCGAGCCGGAUCAAGUAGACAAGCUCUGACAUUCGAUUUUCCCAGUGGUAACUACGAGCACUGCUCCCCGUUGGUGACCGCUGCCACAAUCACAAGCACGAUACAAGUACCCUCGCAACAAAGAAUCGAAGCACUUCGUUUGCUCUUGGACGACUUGGAAUUUACAGACCAUGAAAGCCAGGCCUGGAAGAUGGUCUUGGUGGUUCUUGAACGAGAACGAGCAUCGACUGGUCUCUGCGACACUACAGAAGUCUCAGAAUGGAUUCUCGACACGUUCCUGAGUGAUAUCCGAGCGAACCACUCCCCUCCUAUCGUUGCAUGGUUACUCACGUUUUGCCUUGAAAGCCCUAAUCUGGUGCGCCGGGUGCUUGAUUUUGUUGGUAAUCUUGUCAAUGCUAGUGUUGUCGAAGGUGGCUAUACGCCUAUGCAUGGCAAGAUUGCAGAAAACUUCUCGGAUACGGUAGUACCUGGCAUUAAACUCCUCCUCGAGCAUGGCGCCGACCCACACCGAGUGGGUAUGACAUCUUCGUCCUAUGGUGGCGAUGAUUCACAACGACUAGAUACUCCCACCUCACUAGCUCUGCGGAGGUCAUCUUGGUUUUUUAAAUGGAGACAACUUAUCCGCGAUAUGGGGUAUGAUAUCAAAACUUUCAUCGCCGAUGAAUUAGCUCAAGCGCCACUGGUGACAGCUGGUUGGACGGUCGAAAGUCUCACGAAACUUUUCGAGCUGGAAUUUGAACCUGUAGAGCUGGAGCCCGAUCUAUGUACGCAGUGUGGUCGGACCGUAUAUCAUACGUUCGACCAUGAUGAGGUUUGGUGGAAUAAUCUGCUUUAUGACUUGAACGAGGAACCGAAAGCACGUGUCGGUGACUACGAAAUGCCGCUGAAUUUCCUUUCGACGCUUUGUAGUGAAGGCGUCCAAACAGAUGAAUGUGAGUCGCCCGUGUCGCCAGUUACAACUGCUUCCUCGGACUCGAGCGGCGAUAUUGAUCUGUGCUGGAAGUGUUCGAUCAUGCAGAGAAUAUAUGGUUCUAACUACGUACGCGGUCGGUUGUAG